AUGCCCACCUUAUCCGGGUUUGGGGCUCUUUGGCAGCAAUUCUUCCCACCAGCCCCCGCCUUCAUGGAAAAGGAUAAAUUGGUCCUGGGAGUCAAGUCGGCAAGGUCUUUAUCAUCACCAGUCCUCUAUCCUACCGGCGCUACCAGUUACCUCGCGGAACGCUUGCUCACCAAACUCCGGGCUACUACAGCCGAAGUUAAUUCGACUUUGCCCUCUCCCACAACCCCAUCGAAUCUUGAAUAUAUAUUUCUCAGCCUCUCCGAUCUGGAGAUAAGCAGACCAGAAGCGGCGGUAUUAGCAGCGCAGGACCCGCGCCUGGAUAUUCUGUGA
Messenger RNA from Daldinia decipiens, 330 nucleotides. RefSeq lists its product as uncharacterized. The transcript is spliced from 2 exons. Lineage: Eukaryota; Fungi; Ascomycota; Sordariomycetes; Xylariales; Hypoxylaceae. Bases 1 to 330 code for a protein of 109 amino acids. The record is from RefSeq and is a predicted model, not a curated record.